UAUACUUCAUCAUUAUCAGUAGUUCUGCCCUUGCUGUAUCUCCACGGACCCAGCUGUGUAAGAUUCCGCCGUUCGUGACUAUCUCGAUCCGGGAUGCUUCUAUUUUAGCUACAAUAUUUAUAGUGCACCUUUAAGACGAGCGCUGCGCAGUGGAAGAAUGUUGACUCCUCUGUGCUCCCGUAGUUAUGAAAGUGAAGUAAACCAGGAAGCGGAAAAGGAAGUAUGGUUUCUUGGAAGUUAUUUUUCAACUUCUGUUUCGAUUUUUAAGGCAUUUCGCCCCGGGAAAUCAAGAUGUGAGGACGUGCCGGGAUUUGUAGUUUUCUAAGCAGCAAUACAUCUUGAUAUGUCAAAGGCGAGGCAACAGCUUGGAAAAUACUACUCCCGUGAUGCUUUUCGGAGGCAUCCUCCUCUCCCUGGCUACGGCGGUAUCCGAGAGCGGGGGACCCAGCCGAGUCGCUCCGCCGGGAAGAGGGCGAGUUCGCUACUGAGCAUGGAGCGCGACCCCGCAUGAUCGGAAACUUGGCCAGUCGCUCGUUCUCGUUUCUCGUGAUCUGGCCUGCUCUUUUGAGGCUGAGGAUGAAGAUGAAAGGAAAGGUGGGGCCUUCCCUCCAGGAUCCUGAUAAGGAAAAGAUGAACAAGGUAAAGGUUGAUGAGGAAGAAUAUUGGAACAGUUCCAAAUGUAAGGCCUUUACUUUUGAUGAUGAAGAUGAUGAGCUGCUUCAGUUGAAGGAGUCCAAGCGAACAGUCAGUAGCCUUCCAAAUAUUGUAGAUGAUGACGAUGACCUUGAAAGGUUCAGCUGGAGUGGGGAACCUGUGGGCAGCAUUUCGUGGUCAAUCAAAGAGACUGCCUCCAGCAGCAGUAGCAGCAGUACCUCUGAAGGGAGGGAUCUUAGUCAGCAAAAGGGCUCUUCCCAUGCGGCUAUACCCAAGCAAUCCUCUUCUUACUCACUGAGCAGCUUUUUUAAAGGAAGAAACAAACAUGGGAGCUUUCAGUCGCUUUCAGAUGCUCUUACAGACACAGGAUUUAAAAAUUAUGCUCCAGAAUUACGCAGACCAAAAGCAGAUUAUAAGGAUUACAAUUCUGAUUGGAGUCCUAUUGAUACAGUAAGACGGCUGCAGAGAGGCAAGGUGUGCUCCUUGGAAAGGUUCCAUUCCUUGCAGGACAAGUUGCUGCUGCUGGAUGAAGCUGUUGCAUUGCAUGAUGGGAAUGUUAUUACAGCUAUACUAAUUUUUCUGAAAAGAACCUUAAAGAAAGAGAUCCUGUUCAGAGAGCUGGAGAUGCGGCAAGUUGCCUUGCGCCAUUUAAUACAUUUUCUCAAGGAAACUGCGGACCAAAAGCUUCUCCUAGACCUGUUAAGAUUCCUGGACAGGACUGAGGAGGUUGCACUGACCCAGUACCGGGAGCAUCUAACUAUCUCGGAUGCCGAGAAAAGAAAAGAGUUUCUGAAAAGUUGCAUUGGGUUGCCCUUUUCAUCAGAGGAUGCUGCUCAUGUUCAGGAUCAUUAUACACUCCUGGAAAGGCAGAUCAUCAUUGAGGCAAAUGACAAACCUUUAGAGUCAUCUGGACAGACAGAAAUCUUUCGAAAAUACCCUCGAAAAGCUUCCAUUCUAAACAUGCCAUUGGUCACUACGCUUUUCUACUCCUGCUUCUACCAUUACACAGAGACUGAGGGGACAUUCAGUAGUCCAGCAAACUUGAAGAAAACUUUCAAGAUUCCAGACAAACAGUAUGUGCUAACAGCUCUGGCUGCUCGUGCCAAACUCCGAGCUUGGCAUGAUGUGGAUGCUUUGUUCACAACAAAGAAUUGGUUAGGCUAUACAAAAAAAAGAGCUCCUAUUGGUUUCCAUCGGGUGGUGGAGAUCUUGCAGCGGAACAAUGCCCCAGUGCAGGUCCUGCAGGAGUAUGUGCGUUUAGUAGAAGAUAUUGAGACAAAGUUGAAUCUUGCUUUGAAAUACAAGUGCCAUGAUGUUGUUAUAGAUACAUACAAAGACUUGAAGGAUCGUCAGCAGCUGAUGGCAUACAGAUGUAAAGUUGAACGGGGUUCUCCAGCAGAGGAGAAGAUUGAUGAUGUCCUCAGUAACCCACAGAUCCGGUGGAAGAACUGAGAGAUACUCCCUUCUUUUGGAAGCGUUUCAUUUUGGCCCAAUGAGGUCAAAGAGGAAGGUUGCCAAGCCAGUUCUGCAUUGAUUUCAGUCCAUUGUCUAGCUUGCCUGUUGCCUCUGGAUGCUGCCUCUGAAGCCUUCACUGAAAGAGACAUCUUAGGUAUUGAGUUGGCCAAAAGAGAGAUUUAGGCAAUGGGCCACAAAUCUGAAAAGCUGAACUUCAAGUAUAAACAUAUGAGGAAUAAAACAACAUUACACAAAGGGAAGCAUAUCUGAGUCAAGAACUUAAUGCUUCCACUUCUGUUCACUGUCUAGUCAUCUGAAAUGAUCAGGACAGCUUUCCAUAGGAAAAAAAAUAUCUACUGUAUAAUAAUUGCUGCCAGUUCUUUCCCCUCAUCCAAACCUACGGGGUGAGACUGUUGUUCUUAAUGGGAUUAAAACUCUCUUCCGAACAUUAUUUUUGUGUCCGUUACUAAUUAACCAGGAUAACUACUUGGGAAAUGCUGCAUAAGAUUCUUAAGGAUAAGCCUACUUACAUUCCCCUCUUCAGAUCUUGGAGUGUUAACUUCAUGGCUUUUCAGCCAAUGAGAACGUGAGUUCAGUUCUAGAUUGAAACUACCAAUUUUGCUAUAGGGUGUGCUGAACAAAUCAAAUUAUAUUUUCUCUCAAGGUCUAAUGAAAACACUUUUCCCUUGGUAGUUAUGCUUCAAGGUUUGUUAACAAAUCUACAUCCUCUUUCUAGGCUUCACGUUAUCCUUCACUUUCCACAUCUGUAAAUAAAGCUUUAUCUCCUUUA
Candoia aspera is the source of this 2899-nucleotide messenger RNA. RefSeq names its product VPS33B interacting protein, apical-basolateral polarity regulator, spe-39 homolog (gene VIPAS39). The coding region runs from base 508 to 2106 and encodes 532 amino acids. The transcript has 21 exons. Gene Ontology annotation, cellular component: cytoplasm. Gene Ontology annotation, biological process: vacuolar transport; intracellular protein transport. NCBI's taxonomy places the organism in Eukaryota, Metazoa, Chordata, Lepidosauria, Squamata, Candoiidae. The record is from RefSeq and is a predicted model, not a curated record.